CUAUACAUACAAAAUAAUACAUUUUGAUAAUAACUUCUUAAAUCUUAACCGGUGACCAUGCCUUCGUGUCACACAGACUGCAUUGAAAAACCGGUGUCAAAUUGGUUUCAUAAACUUGGAGGUUUUGUUGGGAGAAAUCCAUGGUGGUUUCUACUUGUCCCUUUGUUCAUCUCUGCGGGGCUUGGGGCAGGAUUUUACUUCCUUGAAGAGAGAGAGGCACAUGGCAUAGAGGACCAGUUUACCCCAAAGGACGGGCCUGCAAAAAAGGAGAGACAUUUUGUCAAAGAACAUUUUCCUCAGAAUGAUUCAGAGUUCUCUCGUUUGCGGCUGUAUACCGAGGGGAGCUAUGGGUCUUUCAUCGCUGUUUCAAAGUCAUCGGAUAUCUUGAGUGAGAAGGCAUUUGAGGAGAUCAUAUAUUUAGAUGGAAGAGUUAGAGAGAUGGGCAUAGGCCAUGAAAGAUUAACUUAUGAAAACCUUUGUGCCAUGAAAAGUAACAGGUGCUUUUCAAAUUACAUGUUAGAUGUCACUAAUGGCACAGCUAGUACAAUUAAGAAUGCAAACUUGACCUUUCCUUUUCAUAAUUCAAUGUUUUUGGGGACAGAACUUGGUGGAGUAGUUUUGAAUUCAAGUAUCAUCGUUAGUGCAAAGGCUGUUCGACUCUCCUACUUUCUCAGAGAAAACAACAAGGCAGAAAAUGAUAUUUGGCUACAUGGGUUUACACAAGUGUUUUCCAACUUGUCAGAUGAAUUGAACAAGAUUCAAGUUUCAUAUUUCACGUCUAAUUCUAGAGAGGAGGAGUUGAAGGGAAACUCAAAAUCUGUGAUUCCUCUCUUCUCCGUCGCAUACUUCCUGGCCAUAAGUUUUUCCAUGAUAUCUUGCUUGAGGUUGGACUGUGUGAGGAACAAGGUGUGGGUGGCCAGCUUUGGUGCUCUGUCUGCAGGCCUAGCAGUGCUGUCCAGUUUCGGGUUGUUGCUGCUCUGUGGAAUGCCCUUUGCCAUGACUGUUGCAACUGCUCCUUUCUUAAUACUUGGAAUUGGUGUUGACGACAUGUUCAUCAUGAUUUCCUGCUGGCAGCAGACUCAGGUUCAUGACAACGUAGAGGACCGUAUGGCAGCUACAUACAAAGACGCAGCUAUCUCUAUCACCAUCACAACACUAACUGAUGCCCUGGCCUUCUAUAUUGGUCUGUUAACUCCCUUUGGUUCUGUACAAUCCUUUUGUAUGUAUACUGGCACAGCUGUCCUGUUCUGCUACUUGUACAAUAUUACCUUCUUUGGUGCAUUUCUGGCACUGAAUGGAAGACGUGAAAAGGGCAACAGACACUGGCUGACAUGCAUGAAGGUUCCAGAACCAGAGGAUAGUCCUGAAAAGUACAAUAUCUGCUGUGUAGGAGGGGCAUAUGACCAGGAAACGGGAAAAGAGGAAGUUAUGCCAAUUAACAACUUCUUAAAGAUGUACUAUGGGCCAUUUCUAACAAAUACUUGGACCAAGGUGUUUGUGAUCCUGCUCUAUGCUGGAUAUUUGGGCUCAAGUAUCUAUGGUUGCUUCCAAAUCCAAGAAGGCAUUGACCUUAAAAACCUAGCAGCCGAUAGCUCAUAUGUGGGUAGCUAUUAUGAUAAUGAGGACCAGUACUUUUCACAGUAUGGUCCAAAUGUAAUGGUUGUUGUGACUGACAGUGAGUUUCAAUAUUGGGACGAAACUGCUCGAAAGCGUCUUGAUACUUGUCUCAGAAGUUUUGAGAGUCUAACGUUGGCUGGUCAAUCAUUGGUUGCUAAAGAUAUGACCCUUUCUUGGCUUAAUGAAUAUGUAAAAGCGGGUGUAGUUUCAAAUCCAAAUAACGAAACCAUUUUCAUGGAUAGUUUACCUACAUUUUUACAACAAUCAGGUUUCACACAAGAUGUGAAUAUUUCAAACAAAGUCAUAAUUGCCUCACGUUUGUUUAUUCAGACAAUCAACGUCAGUACAGCUGUUGAUGAAAAGAACAUGUUGAAUAAGCUUCGAGAGACAGCUAAUGGUUGUCCAGGAAAGUUGGUUGUUUACCACCCUGCUUUCAUAUACUUUGACCAGUAUGCAGUCAUUGUUAGUAAUACCAUCCAAAACAUUGUAGUUGCCACUCUUGCUAUGCUGGUGAUCUCCCUCAUGUUGAUCCCCAACCCCAUAUGUUCUCUGUGGGUGACCUUUGCCAUUGCCUCUGUCAUAGUGGGUGUUGCUGGUUUCAUGGCAUUAUGGGAUGUCAAUCUAGACUCUGUAUCCAUGAUCAAUCUUGUCAUCUGCAUUGGUUUCUCAGUGGAUUUUUCUGCUCACAUUUCCUAUGCUUUUGUCUCUAGCAAAGAGCCGACAGCUAAUAAAAAGGCUGUAGAUGCUGUCUAUCACUUGGGAUAUCCCAUCUUACAGGGAGCUGUGUCUACUAUUUUAGGAGUGGUGGUGCUGUCUGCUGCUGAGAGCUACAUCUUCAGAACCUUCUUUAAGAUCAUGUUCCUGGUGAUUUUGUUUGGGGUACUUCAUGGCAUCGUUUUCAUCCCUGUGUUUCUGACCUUCUUUGGCAUAUGCAAUAUUAAUUGACCAAGAUUCACACACAACACACUAAUCAUGGUUGAAAGGGUUGGUAGAAUAGUAGUUAAAUUGUUUUAAUGAACUGACUUGUUAGCUUACUUAUAAUCUUGCGAUUAUGUCAUACUUUGCUUUUAUGGUAUCAAAAUAUGUAUU
Molecule: messenger RNA, 2706 nt
Organism: Coregonus clupeaformis (lake whitefish)
Lineage: Eukaryota; Metazoa; Chordata; Actinopteri; Salmoniformes; Salmonidae
Product: patched domain-containing protein 3-like
Exons: 4
Coding region: 58-2562 (834 amino acids)
Cellular component (GO): membrane
Source: RefSeq, a predicted model, not a curated record